CCCUGACUCGACUCCUCCAGCACGACAACCGUCCCGCGGCCUUCAACGUCUGCACAGUCCACGCAUCUCGUGGUAACAGAACUGUGUCCAUCUUUUUCUUGGUUGCUUCAGGAUGUCUGCCUUCUCUAUCUUUCGGAGUCUGCGACAAGACUAGUUGCACUCGCUUUUCACCCACACGACGACAAACCUUCGUCCAAUCCGCCGCGCCACAAGACGUUCUCUUGGGUAACCGUGUUCACAUACGCCAAAAUGAUGACAAGCCCGUGACGUAUGACCUUCGGCUUCCUCGUGUGUCCGUAUUUCAUUUGCCAUAAAUUUGUUUAUCAUUCAAUUUUGUCAGAAGGUCUCAUCGAAUGUAGCGCUCCGUUGACUGCACUCACUUUGCCUGGGGACCAUGAGAUUGAAGCACCUGAUCCAUGUCCCACAUUGGGCUGCCGAGCGGCAUCUGUAGUUCGUGGGGUCACACGAUUCCUACACUGGGGAAGCGAAAACCGAAUUGUGCAGGUCACGAGCAACUUCCCUCGCGGUCGUGUAAGCCGUCAUCAAACUUUGGCCAUCCACAUGCAAAACCUUGGCCCUGUGUUAUCUUAGGUGAUGUCACUCGAUGUACUUAAAGCAUGUCGCGGACAUUUCGUCGUCCGCGACAAAUCACCGCAGACCGUCCAUGGCGAUGUUCGUCCUCUCCACGCUAACACUUCUGGCUAUUCUUUCCGUCUUGCCCCUUCUCCUGAGAUUUAUCCGACGACAUCGAUAUCGUCGUCCUCCCGGUCCAAAUGGGCUGCCGAUUAUCGGCAACUUUUUCAAUGCGCCGAGAUCAUUCGAGUGGCUGGUAUUCCAAGACUGGAGCCGUCAAUAUGGUAUCCACUUCGCAGUCGCAUGCGUAUACUAUCAAUGACGACGACAUGACCUUCUUGUCUUUUAGAUUCGGACAUUGUAUAUUUUGAGAUCCUCGGAACCCGCUACUUCGUCCUGAACUCCGCGAAGGCUGCAACUGACCUUUUAGAGAAACGAUCCAACAUAUACUCCGACAAGUGGGGGUUUGUCUACUGCUGUAUGUGUGAUAUUGACCCUUUGUGGGCAUAGGCCUGGUGAAGCGCCUAUGGUACACUUGUGAGUAUGAUACCUCCGU
Messenger RNA from Phanerochaete carnosa HHB-10118-sp, 1129 nucleotides. RefSeq lists its product as uncharacterized. NCBI's taxonomy places the organism in Eukaryota, Fungi, Basidiomycota, Agaricomycetes, Polyporales, Phanerochaetaceae. The record is from RefSeq and is a predicted model, not a curated record. The transcript has a single exon. The annotation marks the transcript as partial.